This is a messenger RNA of Spirometra erinaceieuropaei, 2681 nucleotides long. NCBI's taxonomy places the organism in Eukaryota, Metazoa, Platyhelminthes, Cestoda, Diphyllobothriidea, Diphyllobothriidae. The record is from the annotation of a GenBank genome assembly.
AUGUCCCAAGACCAGAAGUCACUCAUCAACUCAAAUUCUCAAGGAACUAGCGUACGCUUGGAUCGGCUCGAGGAGGUAUUAAUGCGCCUGAAAGCCCAGCUCGCUGCAGUUACCACUAAGGGUCCGCGGCGAACACCAAACCGUCGCCCUACUUCCUCCGUUUCCCACACCCGCCGUCCACAAUCUCCAAGUAGCGUCUGCUGGUAUCACCAACAAUUUGGAGGAGCAGCUCGCCGAUGUCUUCAGCCAUGCUCUUUCAAGGCAUCUCUAACGGCCUCCGGCAGACGAUCCCAUCUGACAGUAUAGUCCACUGCUGCUGGAAGCGUUGCCAAUCUCCACACUCGCCGUUUGUUCCUCUGGGACCGUAUCGCUGGCGCCAAAUUCCUUGUCGACUCUGGUGCCGAGGUUAGCGUGGUUCCACCAACUCCGACCGAACGUAAAACCCGCAGCUCUUUUUGUCUAACAGCUGCCAACAACUCCAGCAUCUCCACAUUUGGGCAGCGUUCCAUCACACUUGAUUUGGGCCUUAGUCGAAUUUUCCGAUGGGUUUUCAUUAUUGCCGACGUUUCCGUCGCCCUCAUAGGCGCCGAUUUCCUAGCUCACUUCAAUCUUCUAGUUGAUUUGAAGAAUCGCCGACUCGUUGACUGCAUCACCGACCUUCAUGCCCGUUGUCAAUCCGAUGUGAACCCCUGCGUCAACCCUCUCACUGUUAUGCCCAUCUCUGACUGUCCUUUCCACUCACUCCUCAGGCAGUUUCCCCGCCUGACCAACCCGUCAUUUCGUGAAUUGGACAUCAAACACACAGUCACUCACCACAUUUCCACCAAUGGACCUCCCAAAUCUUGCCGACCACGUCGUCUUGCUUCGGACCGUUUGAAGAUUGCCAAGGCAGAGUUCGAACACAUGCUCGAGCUCGGCAUCAUCCGACAGUCCGACAGCUGCUGGGCAUCACCCCUCCACCUUGUCCCCAAGAAGAAUGGCGACUGGCGACCGUGUGGUGACUAUCGGGCGUUGAACUCUGUGACUGUCCCCGAUCAGUAUCCCGUCCAGCACAUCCAAGACUUCACCCUUUCGCUACAUGGUAAGCGAAUAUUCUCUAAGAUCGACCUUGUGCGUGCCUACCACCAAAUCCCGAUCGAGGCCAGUGAUGUUCCGAAAACUGCAGUGACCACUCCCUUUGGGUUAUUCGAAUUCACUCGUAUGCCCUUUGGUCUGAGGAACGCCACUCAAACCUUUCAGCGAUUCAGCUUUGAUGGGACCCCGACGGGUCUUUAAUAAAAAUUAUCUAUCUAUCUAUCAUUGAUCAGGUUCUGCGAGGUCUCGACUUCGUCUACGCCUACAUUGAUGAUUUUCUAGUGGCUAGUUCUGACGCUGCUGAACACGAGAUUCAUCUUCGACAGCUCUUCGAACGGCUCGACUCCUACGGCGUUAUCAUCAAUGCCGCCAAAUGUGAUUUUGGAGUCCCCAGUCUUAUCUUUCUGGGUCACGAAGUGAACUCAGAUGGGAUAAAGCCCGUCCCGGAAAAAGUUUCGGCCAUAUCAACGUUCCCCGUUUCGACAACCAUCAGCCAACUACGCCGAUUCUUGGGGAUGGUGAACUACUAUCACCGUUUUCUUCCCCAUGGUGCCACCAUACUGCAGCCUCUCAACAGCUUGCUGACCCACUCCAAGAAGACACUAGUGAUGACUGAGGAGGCCGUCAGGUCCUUCAAUGACGUCAAGGCCGCAUUUGCGGACGCAACAUUGCUUGCCCAUCCUCGCUCAGGUGCCCAACUAACUCUCAUGACAGAUGCUUCCAGCACUGCCGUUGGUGCGUCACUUCAGCAAACUGUUAGUGGUGUUCUACAGCCUUUGGCUUUCUUCUCGAAGAAGCUCAGCCCAGCAGAGACCCGCUACAGUGUCUUCGGCCGCGAACUCCUUGCCGUCUAUCUAUCCAUCCGGCACUUCCGCCAUUUCCUCGAGGGUCGUGAAUUUGUUGUUCUCACAGAUCACAAGCCACUCCUUUUUGCACUGAGGGCCUCUCCCGAUCGAUACUCGCCCCGUGAAAUCCGUCAUCUUGACUUCAUCUCACAGUUUUCCUGCGACAUCCAACAUGUCCAUCGUAAGGAAAAUGUGGUUGCUGAUGCUCUUUCAAGAAUCGAGAUGGCUUCCAUCACAACAGACGCCAUAGACUUCACACUCAUGGCUGAGGCUGAGCGAUCGGAUGACGAGCUCUCCCAAUACCGCCACGAGAACUCUUCUUUACACCUUCAAGAUGUCCCCCUUCCCACUGGCACUGGCACCAUCACGUGCGACCUUUCUACCGGACACGAACGUCCUUUUGUUCCAGCAACUUUACGACGACGAGUGUUCAACGCUCUUCACAAUCUAUCCCACCCUGGAGUCCGGGCGACAGCGAAACUCAUCACUGACCGAUUCGUCUGGCCCAACAUCAAUCGGGAUGUACGGCGUUGGACCCGAUCUCGUCUAUCAUGUCAGCGAGCCAAGACGCAUCGGCAUACUAUUACUCCGCCAGGUACUUUCGCCACUCCUGAUGCACGCUUCAGUCAUGUACACAUUGACCUGGUAGGUCCGCUGCCACCAUCUAACGGUUCUACCUAUAUGCUGACAUGCAUUGAUCGUUUUACUCAGUGGCCGGUUGCUGUGCCUAUUCCGGACAUCAGUGCCGAAACCGUAGAAUAG